AUGGCCAUCAUCACACGGAGGGGAGAAAGGGAGGCAGGGGAGAGAAAGCGAAAAGAAAAAGCCAGCAAGCAAGCCUGUACAAAAUGCAAGCACUCGAGGUUCACAGUCGUGAGGGUUGUCAAGCUCCAGGGACCGGGUGAGGCGUCAUUUUCAAUAAACUCCAUGGUCAACGGUUAUGCCGCAUCAUUUUCCCCUGUUUCAAGGAUCUCCGUGUGGCGUGGAGUGUCUGUGUUCAUUUUGAGUUCUGCUCCUUUCCCCAGUGGAAUUAACGAUAACCUUUCACAUUGCAAUCGGAACAAUGGAAUUGGCGUCUCACCUGUCAUAAUCUGGCAGGGUAUGGGUUCUUUGACUUUUCUCGCCGAUGAUCUCCACGCAUACCCACCGACCAAGGUGACAGAUCACAAAUGGCCACCCUUCCAGUUGAUGGGAUUCAAUAAUUGA
Messenger RNA from Aspergillus oryzae RIB40, 441 nucleotides. RefSeq lists its product as uncharacterized. The transcript has 3 exons. The record is from RefSeq and is a predicted model, not a curated record. The coding region runs from base 1 to 441 and encodes 146 amino acids. Lineage: Eukaryota; Fungi; Ascomycota; Eurotiomycetes; Eurotiales; Aspergillaceae.